Messenger RNA from Racocetra persica, 123 nucleotides. The record is from the annotation of a GenBank genome assembly. Lineage: Eukaryota; Fungi; Glomeromycota; Glomeromycetes; Diversisporales; Gigasporaceae.
UUGAUGAAUUCUCAAGGUUUGCUUGUAAUGGAUUUGAGACACACACUCCCUAAUUUGAAGUACCUUAUUCUUAGCGUGAUAUCACGCAAAGUUGUUUCUUAUAAUUACAAAAGUGCAAAUAAG